Theobroma umbraticum is the source of this 1342-nucleotide messenger RNA. Its product is annotated as translation elongation factor Ts (EF-Ts). NCBI's taxonomy places the organism in Eukaryota, Viridiplantae, Streptophyta, Magnoliopsida, Malvales, Malvaceae. Gene Ontology annotation, molecular function: protein binding; translation elongation factor activity. The record is from RefSeq and is a predicted model, not a curated record. Gene Ontology annotation, biological process: mitochondrial translational elongation.
AGCCACGCUAGGCUCAGACACCAGGCAGCACACAAGUAGCACUAUCGCAUAAACUGAGGUGAAGGUUUAUACCUUUAAGUGUUCCAUCAAAGUUUUCAUUGUUAAAUUUCCGCAUCUUUGCAAAUCCACACUUGUUUUAUUCUAAGCAAUAUAUCAGAUAUAGAAAAUGGCUUACUUGAGAAAUGCAAAGCGUCCACUGGAGAUCUUAUUGCACAAUACAAGGCUGAGUAGUUGUGGUGGGCAUGGAUACUCUACUUGGGCAACCAAAGGAACCUCCUUUGCUCAUUCUUCAGAUACCAAAGUCUCCAAAACUGCUUACUUCUAUUGGGUUUCAAGAAGAUUAAGCUCUCAGGCAUCUUCUUCUGCUGAACAAAUUAGCCUUAUCAAGCAACUUAGGGAAAGAACAAGUGCACCCAUAAAGGAUGUCAAGGCUUCUCUUGUUGAUUGCAAUUGGGAUAUUGAGGCUGCACAGAAGGAUUUAAGGAAAAGAGGAAAGGUUUUGGCCAUGAAAAAGUCAUCGAGGGCUGCUUCAGAGGGUCUGCUUGCUCUUGCCCAGAAUGAGGACAAGGCUGCUAUAGUUGAACUUAAUUGCGAGACUGAUUUUGUUGCAAGGAAUGAAAUUUUUGAGUUCUUGGCUUUGGCUUUAGCAAAGCAAGCUUUGUUGGUUGAGAAUUUUUCCCAACAGGUUCCUGGGGUUUUUUCCUUUGGUCCAGAGUGUUUAGAGGACCUCAAAUUUAAUCUUGAACAUCCAAAAAUCAGUGGGGAGACAACUGUUCAAAAUGCAGUCACAGAAGUGGCUGCAAUGAUGGGAGAGAAUGUAAAACUCAGGAGGGGUUUUGUGAUGUCAUCAUCUCCAAAUGGUGUUGUUUCUGCAUACCUCCAUAGAAGUCCUCAACCAGGUUUGGGCCGAAUUGCUGGAAUUUUAUCUCUUGAAGUAGAGAAUGGGAUUUCUCAAUUGAAUGCCCUUCAGAAGGUUGGCUCAGAGCUAGCAAUGCAUAUUGUGGCAACAAAGCCAUUAUUCUUGGCAAAGGAACUUGUAACCUCUGAUGCACUUAAUAAUGAACGCGAGAUUUUAAGGUCUCAGGCUGAAAGUACUGGUAAGCCUCAGAUGGCUGUGGAGAAAAUGGUUGAAGGUCGUCUGCGUAAAUACUUCGAGGAGGUUGUUCUUAUGGAGCAAAAGUAUUUCUUAAAUGACUCUCUAAGUAUAAAGACAAUUUUGGAUAAUCUCAAGGAAGUCGGCUCAACGGUGAAGAUUGGGAACUUUUUCAGAAUGGAAGUUGGAGAAGGAAUUCAAAGGCUAGAAGCGUCAAGUACGGAUGAACCUGUUGCUCAGGCUGUUUAG